This is a messenger RNA of Anthostomella pinea, 1248 nucleotides long. The record is from the annotation of a GenBank genome assembly. NCBI's taxonomy places the organism in Eukaryota, Fungi, Ascomycota, Sordariomycetes, Xylariales, Xylariaceae.
AUGUUAUUCUCCAGCCUCAUUACCCUCGGCCUUGUGACGGCAGGGCUAUCCUCACCAACACCAUGGCGCGGUCCUCACGGUCAUGAUGCUGCAAAGAAGGUCAUCUACUUCCUCAAUGUCGACCCAUCAGGCAGCUCAGUGGUAGCCAUCGAAGUUGGCCACAACGGCAUGCUUAUGAACUCGACCGCCGUCACAAGCACCGAAGGUACAGGGUCGCAAGCCAUCAACCAGACUGCCAUCCCUGAAGCACCUGUGACAGCGGACCCGUUGCAAGGUCAGGAUGCGGUUACCGUUGUUGGGAAUUACCUCUUUACCGUGAACUCCGGCUCCGACACCGCUGUCAUGUACCGGAUUGACCCUGCCAACCCGCUUCACCUCGAGAUGGUUGGAAAACCGAUGUCUACCCUUGGUGAGGUGGCUAUGUCGAUCGCCUACUCAGCGAAGCUCGAGAAAGCCUGUGUGUUGAACGGUGGCGCACUGAACGGCGUUACCUGCUUCUGUGUCGACGCGAAGAGGGGUCUCGUUCCAGACGGAGUUGGCCUACGCAAGCUUGGCUUAAACUCGACCACGCCAGUACAAUUCGUGGGCGAGAAGGGCUCGGGCUCCGACAUUCGAUUCACCCCAGGAUCGGAGAAACUUGUCGCAACGUUCAAGGGAGACAACAUGCCGGCCACUCUUGGUCACAUCCUCGUCUUCGAUGUUAGCGGUCAGGGCGAAGUUGCAACAAAAGGGACUGACAACCAAGUCAGCCCCUUGGCGGCCCCCUUUGGCUUCGUCUUCGACCCAAAUGAACCAGACCUCAUGCUGAUCUCGGACAUCAACUUCGGUGGUGUCCUUGCCAAGCUCGACUACGAGACCAACGGCGCCUCCCUCGUCAAAGUCCAGAACAGCAGUACCUUCGCUGCCAGCUGCUGGGCGGCAUACUCAUCCGGUACGAACAUGUCGUACCUCAUCAGUGCCAUGGCACCCAACUUUGGCAAAGUCGACCCGGUCAGUGGAGAUUUAGGAGGCUUCGUCACUUUCCCGAAGAGCCUUGGAGGCGCAUUUGAUACCAUCAUCGACGGUACUACAGCCUACUUCCUUUCCGGGACCAGCGCCAUUGGUGUGCUUGACGUUGCAAGUGGAGCACUCUUGCAGAGCUUCGAUUACAGCGGUAGUGACAGACAUUUCUGGACUGGUAUGGCCAUCUACCCCAACGGCGAAGGGUAUGGACACGGAAAGGGACAUGGUGGGCACGGAGGAUGGUAA